UUUCACUAUUAUGACAGAGAAGAAAAACUGUUGAAUCAAUAAACGCCACAAACGAAUUUUAUUCGUAAUGUUAUCUACAAGUAAUAAGUUACAUUACAAUAAGAAAAUUGCUAUUACUACAACUGAUAACAUUAAACAUUCAUCGAUCAAAUAGAAAUUAUUGACUUUUCUUAACGGCGUGUCUUGCGCAUGUCUUGUAUUUGGUCAAAAUUUGUUUGAUCGAUAGUUGAAAUUGAAGGAUAAAAGUUCGCGGAUAAAAAUCCCGUAGAUAUAUCAUUUAGGAUUAGAUUUAAAAGUAAUAUUUUUUAAAUGGCUAAUAAAAUGAGCACUUCUAAAUGUGUUCGAAAUUCUUCUUCUACUUCUUUUUUUUCUGACACGAGUAUUCCGUGCAUGAAGAGAAAGUAUACCUACAACAAAAUCAUGAAAGGGAAAAGAUGGGAAAAACCUCUUCCAGAUAUGAGGGAUUAUUGGAAGAAAAUAAUUGACGAACGGGAAAAGAUAUUGCUCGCAGUAAGAAAUCCUUUUUUUCAAUUUUCCUACAAUUCCUUUCCUGAAAAAUAUUGCGAUUCUAUUGAUCGUAAUCCAUUCGUUGAGAAUCAAUCGUUUAAUCGCAACUCUUUUUCUAAUUUUUACUUAGAUGAUCGCGAUACGUCCGACAAUUCUUUGCACAAGUUAAAUCUCAUGAAAGCAAACGUUAAAUCGAACGGAAAUCGUUUCGAUACCAUAAAAUCGAUAUUAAAGAGAUCGCAUCAAACUGUUCCAAAAAGUCUGGAUACAAUGUGCUAUUCUACCACACCAUUUGAAGGUGUACGAAUCCCAAAAUUAAAUACUCGUGGUCCUCAACCUAGUUCCGGUAGAAUUCAUUCUGGCAAAGUGGAUCAUAUCCGGGCUUCUUCCAAUGCUCAAAAUGAACGGAAGAUACAAGAAAAUAAUUCUACCGCUCUACCAAUUCUCACUAAAUAUCCUCGGAUGUCAGAAUUCCAAUCAACGUUGAAAAAGUUACGGAAAUAUUUAAAAUUAUCGAAUGAAAAAGAUCUAAAAACCAAGGAUCGCACUCUACACGAGAAUGAUAAAACGAUAAAAGAUAUCGGAGAGAAACUUUCUAAUGAUCGAUCUACGACGAAACGAAUCAAGAAAAAUUUAUUACCAAACGAAGAUUCUUUGAAGUAUACCGCUCGUUCCGCUUACAAAGCAUUGAAACGUUUAUCAAAGGACAAAAAUGUAGAUUUCAAAUUGAAAUCUAUCGACCGUUUUCCAAAACAAGGAUCAUUUUUGAAAUGGAGUGAGAACCUUUUGGUAAGUAAAAACGACGACAAGCAAGUUUUGAAAAGUAAACGCAUCGAAAAAGAUAGAUUAAACGAAGAAUCAUCUCGUAUUUGCGAGAUGCCGACAAUUAUCGAACAAAAAUCACUCGAGGAUUCAGAGUUUUCAGGUACGGACGAUGAAAACGGAACAUUGAAAUCCGACGAGGCAAUGUCGGGAACCAUUCCCACCGAAUCUCGUUACACAUCAGGACCAUCCAGUCCCGAAUUCGUGUUGUCAGGCCGAUUGGAGGACAAUCCCUUUACUCGUAUUCUAUCGUCAAUUCCAAAAUUAUCCUUUCCAAGGAAGAAUCGGGACAGGUGUUUGCCGUGCAUGUACAAAUCGUUCGAGACUCCUCCCGAACGAAGGAUAUCCCUGCCUAGGACCGUUUUGCAGAGAAUCAUGGAUGAUGAAAAAUUCAAAGUAACGUCGCUUAAAGAUUCGUUCGAGGAUUCCAGCGAUUCCGCUUCCAUACCAAGUCUUAAAAACGAGAUUGAAAGAAUUUCGAAGAACGAUGAAGUUGAAACGAGAAACGUCGGAUUCGACGACGUGGAAUCGAAGGUUGCCGAAAGUGAAGUUACAGAGGAUGCCGGUUCCUCGUUCCAAGAGGAGAGACGAGCAGAGGAACGAGCAGCGGAGCAAAAAAGUAUCGCGGAACCGGAGACUUGGCGUAACGAGAUUACAAAGAAAGGUAAAGAAAGGGAUCCGCGACACGACGACGAGGCAACAUCGACAACAAAUUCGAACGAGGAGGAGGCUCGAAUCGAGGUAAAUCUAACGCAAGUCCCUUCUCUGGAACAAACGAAAGAAGGUCCUUCCUCGUUACACGGGGAGGAGAGCACGGAGGAGGAGGAGGAGGAGGACGAGUCGAUUGCGGACGUCUCGAUCGGCGACGAUCAACCUAAGCCGAAGUACUUGGUGCCCUGUCACGCUCCCACGAAUUUCAGGCCGAGCUUAGAGCCCCUUCGAGCCCUGAGAAACCGUAAAUCGACGACUCUGCGAGAUCGCAUCGACCUGCUCGAGGCAUCCUCGUUGAGAAAAAGCGGUUCCCUCGACGACGGGGUUCCGAAGGAAAAAUCAAGGCCUAAAAGUGUCCUCGAGAAGGAGAGUUCGAGCGAGGAGGCGAAAGCUGUGCCGCCUCCCUUAACGAAAGCGAGAUCCGUGCUGGAAAAAUUGACGCGUGAAAAAGGUGAAACGAUUGUGGAGAACACGCGGCAACACGUUCUCAGAAAGGGAACCAGCUUCUCGGGCUUUCCCGUAUCAACACCGACGUCCAACAAGUCGGAAAUAUAUCGCUGCGACGCGUCAAAGGGCGCAUUACGAGAAUUGGACGAGACUCGUGACGAUGGCCUUUUAAAAACACCACUCUCCACCGAUUUGCCGAGAGCCGAGACGAAAUUGCCGCUUACACGUCCGCGCGAGAUCGUGGAAAUUCUAACGAAUCUCGAGGAGAACGUAUCGUCGACCGAUAUGUUAAAUAUCUUGUGCAAAGAAUUUUCGGAACGGUUGUCGAAAAACAGCGAGAACGACGACCCGAUCACGGGAGAGCGUAAUAGAAUGAUUACGAAUCUGACCAGGUUGUUAGUUGAUUCUAAACGUUAUUUGUAUCCCGAUAAAUUUCCUUCUGAUUUGCUUUUCUCCACCGACCAGCCACCCAUACACAAGGUCAAAAUGAUGAGACGGAUACUACCUAUAGAUACUUAUAAUAAAGUUGCGAAACUGCUGAAACUGCCCAAAUGGCAUAUAAAAAGAGACGUAUUCAAAGAAAAAGAAUUAGAGGAGGAGAUAGUCGAAAUAGAAAGUUUCGAUAGUUUAGAGGUGAAUCCACCGACGUUGAUAGUCGACGAACCGCCCGUUGAGGAGAAACUGCCCAUGGAUCGUAGAUACAAUCCUUACGCUCUAUUUAUGAUGAAACCAAGACGCAAGGUGAUUACGUGGCGCCCUUUGAAGAAAGAAGAUCUCGAGGGCUACGAUCCGGAGGCGACGCUCAAAAUGAGAGCCGACAACUCGAUGAAAAGGAUAUGUCAGGACUUCUGCCAGUGGGUCGAAUCUUUGGGCGGGACGGAUAAUGCCAUCGACGAGGAAGUUCUCAGGGAUAUGUUUGAAAUCGAUUUCAGUGCGGAUAUUUGCAGAACGUUACAGGUGUCGAUCAAGGAAAUGCCGGUUGUGCCCGCGGAGGUGGCCUUCACGAGGAACGUACCCGGCGCGAGCAAGCUCAUCAUGACGAACAAACACGUGAUGAAGGACGCGAAAGCGGAAAAGACACUGCCGAAGACAAAAGCAUUCGGCACGGCUCUGCCUCCCGAUAUUCAAUUCAUACCGCCCGAUAAUCAGGUACACAAGAGAUGGCUGGAAUGCGAGGACGUGCCUGUGGAUAUCGAAACGAUGGAAGCUGUUUGGAAAGAUAUAACGAUGCUUAGAAGCGUGAGAGGUUUCGUGGAGUGGCUUCAAGAGCAUCCAGAGGUACCAGUGCCGGAAGCUUUGAAGAAAAUGGUAGCAAUGGAUCCGAAAAUAUUGAGACAGAUCGAGGACGACGAGAUGUUCGCCCAUCUCGAGCUGGAUAUCGAACAAAUCAAAACUUUGAGAGUGGUGGUUGAUGAAGAUACUCCCAUAAAGAUGUGAUUCCGAGUAUAUACUCUUCAUCCCUUCCCUUCUCAUCUUUGUUUCUUCUAGUUUUUUUUUUUUUU
This is a messenger RNA of Apis florea (little honeybee), 3989 nucleotides long. RefSeq lists its product as uncharacterized. Lineage: Eukaryota; Metazoa; Arthropoda; Insecta; Hymenoptera; Apidae. The record is from RefSeq and is a predicted model, not a curated record.